UGCAAAAUCACUACGUUCAUUACGUAUUUAGUCAAACACACAUUUUUACAUAAGUUUAUGGACAGGAGAAUACACGGAUAACACCUCAGCCUGUCGAAAGUAGUCCCAAGUAAUUUUAAUUAAAUUAAUGCAAAUCAAUAUUUCGUUCACUUCGUUUUUAAAUAAAAUAUCAUCCACAGCAUAACAAUACAUGUAAAGAAUCCUAAAAUCCAUAGGUACCUCGCAGACAGGUGUGAGCUGUAAGCAGGUAAUAUUUUGAUUUAUUUAUACGUUCAUUGCUUACACGGAUUUUUGUGAUAUCAAUUUAUGGCUACUUUUUUUGGAAUAUGAUGAUAUAUGGCUGUUAUUGGCUGCCUGUGUAAAAAUAGCCGCAAAUUAGUUCUUCCAUCUGUUAAAAACGCGAGAUUUCCGAGAUAGGGUUCUAAACAGUGCAGCUGAAUUAUUCUUAUAUUAUAACCACGUGUUGGAUCUCGUUGUACACAACGCUUUUGAUAUUAUUUAUGUAUUAACCCUACUUCAGGCGCAAUGCAAUCAAUAGAUUCAAAUAUGAACGUCAAGUUUCAAUAGGUCCGAAUAAAUUCAUAUUGAAACAUAAGGAGGAUUUUUUUAAAACAAUCACAAUUCAAGAGACUGAUUUUGAAGAAGCUAAUAUUUUGGGGUCACGAAAAAAUUCUUGAGAAUCAAUGACUAAUUCAUAAUAUGUAAUGAAAACUAUUUUUCAACUAUGGUAUGGUAGUAAAUGUUAAACAAAACUUGUAGCAGCCAUGAGGUAGGCCUGGUGGCAGCACUAUCUAUCCACAGUCUCUACUUCUCCGGAGAUCUAAUAACCUAUACUAUUACAGCAAAGAUACACAAGUUUUAUUAUUUAUAGAAGGUCCAAAUCAAAACAUAAUAUAUCUUUUCGAUUUGAGUACCGCAAUCGUUAGAAACCAAAGAUAUUACACACAUACAUAAUAUCUUUGUUAGAAACCUAUCGAGAAAAAAAGAAAAGAUUAUUUCUAUGGACAAGUGUCACUGUCUUAGGUUUGGUUUUGCUAACCUCACUUAUCGAAACCUCGUUUUUUGAGGGAAAGAUUGUAUGCCUUCGAGUUGGAAUUGAAUUAAUGUUAUACUUAAAUUGAAAAAUUUUGUGUACCAAAAUGAUGUCUGAACGCAAAAGGAAACAAAAAUGGUCGUUAAAUCCAAGAGGAAAAGAUUGGAGCGAAAAUUCCAACAAAUUUGGGCAAAAAUUAAUGGAGAAAAUGGGUUGGAGUACUGGAAAAGGCCUAGGUGCCAAGGAAGAUGGUAUGACCGAGCAUAUAAGAGUUGCAUAUAAAAAUGAUACACAAGGCAUGGGUUUUAAAGACAGAGAUGAUCAGUGGACAGAACAUGAAUCUAAUUUUACGGAGUUGCUAAAUACAUUGGUUGGUCCUAAAGGCUGUAAAGGAGCUGAAAAUAGCAAGGAACUGAAAGUUGAAUCUUUGGAAAAAAAGUCCCAAGUAUCGAAAGCCAGAGUACACUAUCAUAAAUUUACCAGAGGCAAAGAUUUAUCUAGAUACAGUGAGAAAGAUUUAGCCAAUAUCUUUGGCAAAAAAAGUUUGGAAGACUUAUCAUCAAAGUCUCAAAGUAUUAAGGAGGAAAACUUCAACGAAAAGGGAAACCAAGCAGAUAAGAGUUUUGGUGUUGUCACACUUAAUGGUGGGAAUAUGCUGGAUUAUUUCAAGAAUAAAUUACCAACUUUCAAGAAAAGUAUGCCUGUAGGAAGUUCAAAGAAUGACGAUUCAGAAUCGGAUUCAGGGAGAACAAAUUUUGGUUUUGGGUUUACUCAAAAAGAAGAAAGUGUAGGAGAAGAGGAUGUGUCAGAAAAUUGCAAUAAAAGAGAUAAAAAAAAAGGAAAGAAGGAUCAUGUUGAUAAUUUCCGAAAACCUUGUUUUGGUUUAGGAUAUGACCGUUAUAAUGGGGAUGAAAGUGAUCGUAAAACUGAUUAUUCAUCCUUCGUAAAAGCAACGGAGACUAUUGUCGAAAAAGUGCCAUUGAAGUUUGGAAUCACCAAAUAUAAUGGGGAUAAAAAUGUUGAGGAUAAAUCAUCCAAUUCCAAAAAAUCAGUUUUUGGAUUCGGUUUUAAUUCUGAUAAUAAUAAAAAACAGCCUUCAUUUAUGACUUUUGUCAGCGGAGGAGUUCAAGGCAGUGAUAUAAAAGAACAAUUGAAUGAAGAUGUCUCAAAAAUGGAUAAAAAACGUAAGAAAAAAAGUGAUGCAGGAAGUAUUGAUGAAGAUGAGGACACAAAAACAAUUAAAAAAAUGAAAACUAAUGGAUCAGGUAUCUCCGAUGUGAAUAAUGAUGAAGUGAUACGGAAAAAAAAGAAAAAGGAAAAAAAUCUUAAACCUUCAUUUGUGUCUUUUGUCACAGAGGGUAAUGAGAGUGUUAGUCUUGAUGAUGAAAAAAAGAAAAAUAAGAAUAAAAGUAAAAAUAAAGUAAUAGGUUCAGUUGAACCUGACAACAAUAUUGAAGUUGAAAAUAAUAGCCCCCAAGUAAAAAAUAAAAAAAUUAAAACAAGUCGAGACGAAAGCGAUGGUGCAGAUGAUACUAUUGUUGAUGAAAUUGUUCAUCCAAAAAAAGGAAAGAAGAGAAAAUCUGAGUCAGAAAUAGAUAUUGCUGUUACACCUGUGACGAAAAAAUUUAAAAAUUUUGAAGAUCUUCAUUCACUUCAGGACGAAGCAAAAGAAAACAUUGAUACAUUGAGCAAAAGUUGCGAAGUUGGUGAUCCGGCAGGUGAGAACGAAAUUUUACCGAGUGGUGAAGUGAAGUUGAAAUUCAAGUACGCAAAUUUCGGUAGAAUGCCACCUUGGAUGAAGAAAGCUAACAGUACGAACCCAAAGAGUUCGUACAGACAUCUUAUCAAGGGCGACAUCGUGUUGGGGUUUAGAAACACGAACAUGCACGAUAUUAGGGGAUAUGGUGAAAAUCUGAAAACCUCCUGUACAUAGUUAUUUAUUGUUUUAUUUUGAAAAAGUACAAUUUGGCACUGUAAAUAAAUGUAUAAAUUUUCCA
Molecule: messenger RNA, 3030 nt
Organism: Coccinella septempunctata (seven-spotted ladybird)
Lineage: Eukaryota; Metazoa; Arthropoda; Insecta; Coleoptera; Coccinellidae
Product: protein pxr-1-like
Exons: 4
Coding region: 1140-2966 (608 amino acids)
Biological process (GO): regulation of ribosome biogenesis
Cellular component (GO): nucleolus
Molecular function (GO): telomerase inhibitor activity; nucleic acid binding
Source: RefSeq, a predicted model, not a curated record